AUGCUAUCCCCAUGCUUGCAGCAUACUCAGAUGGAAAUUUCAUACCUAGGCAGCGGUUCUAGCUCAGCACAUGUGCGUGUGCGGCGUGCGCUUGCAGCCGGAUUGACUCGGCAUCGAGUCCAAGCUCAAAUCGGGUCCGGAUCCAUCAGACCAACAAAAAGCCUGGAGCUACAUGCUAGUAGUGGACAGCCACAGAGCAGCGUUGACCACCAUCUAUCCCAGAUACCAGCCGACCCAGUGGACGCCUCGCGACUGGCAGCCCAGGCUGCAAGCCCCGCUGCCGUUCCGGACAAAACCGACUCGCCAACAACAUCAUCAUCCACGAGGCUAGCAGUUUCUGCAUCAUCACCAUCACCUGCAUCAGAAGAUGACCAUUUCGCUGACGUCUGGAAGCCACCGCAAGGGGAGCAGCCACUGUGGUGGGUCGAAAAGUUCGAGGAACGGCGCAAGGCGGAGGCGCAGCGCAAGGCCAAGGACCCGACGUUCAUCACCACCCUGGAGCGAGUGGCUCCGGCGGACGGGUCGGCAGCUGCCGUCGACAAUCCCGCUGUACGCUUCCUGAAAGGAGUCCUACAGGCCGUGCAGCUAGUGCUGGUGUUGACGCUGCUGUUGCUGCUGCCGGCGGCGCUGCACGACGGCGGAUUGUCGCUGGCAAAGCCCUUCACGACCUUUGGCGCUUACCUGUGCUUUUUCGGCUUUGGCACACUCGCACGUGUCGUACGGUACGGCAAUCUGGCGCCACGUAAGCAGGACCAGCAGGUCGCCACGUGGACAGGGCGGCUGGCGUUUGCUGCUUUUGUGGUUGUGGUGCCGUUGCUGCAUUUGUUUGCCAUGUAUCGCUUUGUGGGCCUUGCGUUAUACACCAAUGCGAUGUCGUACAAUUUGACCUUGUACGACAUAAUUGGCGGCGUCGGUAUGGCGCUGGCCACAGUGCUGAAUACCCUUGCAGCGCGCCACAACUACACGAGACUCAACCUGGUUACGGGCUGCGGUAUGAUUUGGUGAGUGAGGGCUGCAGCUGCAGCCAUGUUAUGGGGUUGGGAUUAUAAGCAUCCUCGCGUAUUAAGGUUUGGCUGAUCGUCUAAUCAACUUAUACAGAGAUUAGUAUCCUGUUGCUCUACCAUGCGUAAGCAAGCGCGUUACGGCGUAGCCUCUCAAGUUGUAGUUGUCAUGUCGAGAGACACACGGCUCAACCUUGAUAUUGAUUGUUUUAGACGGCUCGGAACAGCGUGAAGUAUUGUAAUUAUCUUUAUUG
This is a messenger RNA of Volvox carteri f. nagariensis, 1255 nucleotides long. RefSeq lists its product as uncharacterized. Lineage: Eukaryota; Viridiplantae; Chlorophyta; Chlorophyceae; Chlamydomonadales; Volvocaceae. The record is from RefSeq and is a predicted model, not a curated record. The coding region runs from base 1 to 1005 and encodes 334 amino acids. The transcript has 3 exons.